Molecule: messenger RNA, 788 nt
Organism: Paramecium sonneborni
Lineage: Eukaryota; Ciliophora; Oligohymenophorea; Peniculida; Parameciidae
Source: the annotation of a GenBank genome assembly
AUGAUAAUAUAGCAAUAAUUGUAAAGAUAAUUGUCCAUAGAGAAAAAUCAAAUUUCUACAAAAGUAGGUAAUCAACAUUUAUCAGAAUACUUUACUGAAUUUCAUAAUAAAAAGUAUUGUAAAGCCAAAAAGAUCAAUCCACCUGAGGAAUUCAAAGACAAAAAUCCAAUGUUUAAGCUUGAAUCUUCAAAAUAAGUAUAUACAUUAAUAUUUACUUAGAUAGAAUAUUAUGAUAAAACAAAACAUCCAAUGUUAAGACCAUAAACUGCUUGUCUUCCAAAUUAGAAAAGAAUAAGAGAAGGUUUUUUUCAUAAUACUACAUAUCAGAAAUUACAUGACCAAAAACCUCAUUGUAUAUCACUAAUAUAUAUUAUUAGUGGAUGAACCAUAUUAAUUAAAAUUAGAUUAUCCAUAAACUAUAAUGGAAGGGACUAAAUUGGAUGCUUUUUCAGAAUAUUAACGAUAAUAUAAAUCUUUAACUCCUGACAAAGAUCUUAUAUUUGGAGGAAAAAGUAUGUUUAAGUAAUAAAUUCCUUAUUAAUAAAUAUAUAAGUAAUCCAAUAAGUCCAAAUGUAGCUUUAUUUCGAUAAAGUGAAUCACAUAGAUUUUUUAAAACUAUGAAGAUCAAAUAGCAUAAAAUAGUUCCACCUUCUCUAGCUAAAAAACUUGCUUUAGAUACCUCUUUAACAAUACCAAAUAUUCCAUCUUUCCAGGGAUAAUAUGAAAGUGUUAGUAAACGUGAUUUUUCCGAAAAAAAAAUAAAAGAAAUUCCAAAAAGAUUUAGGUGA